GCUUUGUUGGGGACCCUGAUACUGACACACAAACAGUCACAUACACACACACACAGCACUGCUGCAGAUGGACAGAGGACAGAGGGACGGAGCUAAGAGGAACCUGUGAGUGAACAACCACCCAGAACAAAGAAAGACGGUGAAAGAAGACGAAAAGGAAGGGAAGAAGAGCAAGAGCGAGGCCAGAGAAAGAGGUGCUGUGUGCUGUGUUAGAGUGAAACCACCAACCUACCCAGCUAUCUACACUGAUCCAAGGCUGCUUCACUGAACACUUAUUUUCCCCUAAAGAAGAUCAAACCAACUCGUUUGAACAUUUUAUUGUAAAAGUAAGUUACUCAGUGGGUGAAUUUAAUAAACUCAGUCAUUAAAGUAAAGAUCGACUAAAACAAAGAAAAAAACACAUCGCCCACAGUCCAACGAUGCCUCCCAAGAAGAAGGCCUCCCGUCCGAAGAAGGCUGCCGUGGAAACCAUCUCUCAGGUCGCCAUGGAGGCUGUUUCAGCCACCUUGAAAGUGGAGAACCGUGGCGACGGUGUUGUGGUGAUGGAGAGCGGGGUGAAGAAGAUUGAGCAGAUGGCAGCUCUGGACAUCGCUCAGCUGAACAGCCUCAACCUACCCCUGCCGCCGCCCGUCAUCAAGCCCGGAGAGAGAGGCCUCGGCCUGGGCAGCGAGCUCACGCGACCCCUGCACGGCAACGCCCUGCUGGAGGAGCUCAGCAAGAUGCGCCAGGAGAAGUUCCUGACUGAUCUGGAGUUGGCUUGUAAGACAAAAGCCUUUGAUGUCCACAAACUGGUGAUCUCCUCAGUCAGUCAGUACUUCAGGGAGAUUCUGGCCAAAGACCCCAGCAUGAAGCGCCUCGAACUCCCCUCCCUUUCGCCUCUUGGUCUGGCCAAUGUCAUCACCUUCGCCUACCUGGGUCGCGUCCACAUGUCCCUGUACACCAUCAGCUGCACCGUGUCCGCCGCCGCCACCCUGCAGAUCCCGCAGCUCCUCAAGAUGUGCGUGGACUUCCUGCUGGCCGAGCUCAACGUACAGACCUGUGUCUACAUCUGGAACAUCGCCGCCGCCUACGCCCUCCUGCCUGUGUGCGACGCCGCCCGCCGCUUUGUGCUGGAGAACUUUGUGCAGUUUGCAGAGACACCGCUCUUCAACCAGCUGACCGUGGAGCAGAUCUCGGCCUUCCUGCAGGACGACUCACUGCUGCUGCCUUCAGAGGUCACCGCCUUCAAGCUCGCCAUGAAGUGGCUCGACUUUGAUGCCUCCCGUCAGGUUCACGCCGCAGAGCUUCUGUCACACGUUCGCUUUGAGACCAUCCCGGCCAGCGAGCUGGUGAGCCAGAUCCAGCCUGUGCCGCGCAUGAUGCAGGACCCCCAGUGUCACCGCCUGCUGGUGGACGCCAUGAACUACCACCUGCUGCCCUACCAGCAAAACACCCUGCAGUCCCGACGCACGCGGGUCCGCGCCGGGCAUCAGACUCUGCUCAUCGUCGGAGGGCGUCCGUCUCUCACCGAGAGAGCUCUGAGCCGAGAGGUGCUGUGGAGGGACCCUCGUGACGGAGGAGCCACCUGGCGUCACCUCACCCAGCUGCCAGCAAAGAGCUUCAACCAGUGCGUGGCUGUGAUGGAUGGUUUUCUGUAUGUGGCGGGAGGAGAGGACCAGAACGACGCCCGAAACCAGGCGAAACACGCCGUCAGCACCCUCAGCAGAUAUGACCCUCGCUUCAACACCUGGCUCCACCUGGCCAGCAUGCGUCAGCGCCGCACACACUUCUCCCUGGCUGCCAGCGGCGGUCGACUGUUCGCCAUUGGCGGGCGCAACGUGGAAGGUCUCCUGGCCACCAGCGAGAGCUACCUGCCCUCCUCCAACACCUGGCAGAUGCGUGCCCCCAUGGAGAUGCCCCGCUGCUGCCACGCCAGCGCCACUCUGCCCUCCGGAGACAUCCUGGUGACCGGUGGCUACAUCAACUGCGCCUACUCCCGCUCUGUGGCGUGCUACAACGUGGAGACCGACGCCUGGUCCGAGAAGCCUCCCAUGGAGACGCCCCGCGGCUGGCACUGCUCCGCCACCGUCGGAGGGAAGGUGUACGUGGUGGGAGGAAGCCAGUUGGGGCCUGGUGGAGAGCGGGUGGAUGUGCUGUCAGUGGAGGUCUACUCUCCUGAGAGUGGAUCAUGGAGCCGGGCCGCCCCGCUGCCUCUUGGUGUGAGCACUGCAGGUCUGUCCUCGCUGGCAGAAAAGCUGUACCUGCUGGGCGGCUGGAAUGAAGCGGAGAAACGCUACAAGGCGGCCGUGCAGAAAUACGACCCGGCCACAGACAGCUGGUCUAUGGCCGAGGAUCUUCCCGAGCCCACGGUUGGAGUCUCCUGUUGCACCCUGACGCUCCCGCAUCGCCAAACACCGCGCCGGCAGCACCGCAACACCCCGGGCAACGAAGAUCAGCAGCAGGUCGCCAAGAACCGAAGCAGAGAGAGCAGCAUGUCUUCAUCACAGAGCACCACCGCAUAGGAACACGGAGGAGGAGAGAGACCAGAGGAGAGCAGGGGCGGGUCAACCUCAGGACAACAUCUGGAUCAUGUCUGAUGUCUUUUCUGAAAAGUUUAGUGAACGUCACAAUUUAAGAACAAAACAGAUAAACUUAAAGGUUCAUGUUGUAAAUUUCUACAUUUAAAAAAAGUUCCAAACCUUUUUGAAAAA
Molecule: messenger RNA, 2690 nt
Organism: Pundamilia nyererei
Lineage: Eukaryota; Metazoa; Chordata; Actinopteri; Cichliformes; Cichlidae
Gene: klhl43
Product: kelch-like family member 43
Exons: 7
Coding region: 420-2501 (693 amino acids)
Cellular component (GO): nucleus
Molecular function (GO): protein binding
Source: RefSeq, a predicted model, not a curated record